Messenger RNA from Arabidopsis arenosa, 669 nucleotides. NCBI's taxonomy places the organism in Eukaryota, Viridiplantae, Streptophyta, Magnoliopsida, Brassicales, Brassicaceae. The record is from the annotation of a GenBank genome assembly.
GCCUCAUCUCCGGUCUCUCGAUUCCUGAUUUCAUCUAAAACCGAUCGGUUUGGUGCUUUUGCCAUGGCUGGAGUUAUGCACAAGUUCCUUAUUGCGUCAAUGUUCAUGUGGAUUCUUCCUGUUGCCAUAUUAUAUGGAUUCAACCACAAUUUGCUUCCUGGUUCAACGACAUUGUCUCCUCAUUCUCUAACUCUACUGAGCGGAUUUCUUGCUGUGGUAUCAGUGAACAUAGUGAUUGUGUUCUACAUAUGUAUGGCUCUGAAAGAACCUGCAGAUAAACACAAACCAGACGCUGCAUUUCUCGCUGAGGCUAAAGAUAGUGUGAGCAAGUUGACAAAAGGAACCACAAGCAGUGAUAAUCAUGCACUCAAGAAACAAGAGUGAGAACUUUCUUAAUCCAUUUUUGAAACGAAGAACAGCAUCUGGGUUCAAUCGAAUGGAGCAGACCUCUGGGUUAUCGAAAUGGAUGUUGUUACAGGAUUCUGUGACAUUUGAGGUUUAGGGUUGGUUAAACUAAGUAGCUGAAACACCUUUUGUGUAUGAUGAACAGAGACAAAUAUCCUAAUGUUAUAACACAAAGCUAUGAACAUAGUAUCCGGAAGGAUUAGACAUUUGCCAGUUUUUUCUUCCCUCAAUAUGUAAUCGGUGUAAUGAAUUAAUCCACAAAUG